Effrenium voratum is the source of this 1102-nucleotide messenger RNA. The record is from the annotation of a GenBank genome assembly. NCBI's taxonomy places the organism in Eukaryota, Dinophyceae, Suessiales, Symbiodiniaceae.
GAUUUUGAGAGUUAGGAGCCGGCAUGGCACAAGGGGAGUUCCUUGUGCGAAGCGGGGACACAGAGAAGGUGUUCCUCCUCAGGAACACAGAUCUCGAGAUUGGGUGUGAGUCGAUCUCCUCUGAGUGGACGACUGACUCCGAAGCAGAACGAUUGCAUCAGGAGCAGUUGGGUAGCCGAGGAAUCAUCGAAGAGAAGCAAAACCGCAGGAAGCGCAAGAAACGUGCGUGGCGCCUGCGCCACUUGCUUCGCCGCGGCGCAGAGUCCGACGAGUCGCAGUCUUCCAGCAGUAGCUCCAGCACGAGCAGCGGCAGCUCCAGCAGCACCGACGGCGGGGAGGUGGGGAGCUUCAAGCGCCAGCGCCAGCAGGUUCAGCAGCAGUGGAAGAUGCUCAAGGGGCACAAGUCCAACUUCUCGCCGGCCGGCAGCCCACCUGUGCUGGCGGUGGCAGCUCCGAAGGAAGGGCUUGCCGAGCCUCAAAGCGUGGCGGUGGGGCAGCUCAGAUGGUUUGAUUCUUCCAAGAAGUAUCGGGCCUUUGCACUGGCGCCCCAGUUUCUGCAGCCGAGCGACAUAGAGGCCAUCAGCCUGGCCGCGAAGCACGGCUCGGUACGGGAGAUCAACGACCGAAAGGGGUACCUUGCCUUCAAGCACCGGGUUUGGCGUUUCGAGUUGCAGCUGAGAGCGCUCUUCCCGGAGCUCUACGCUCGCUUGAUGGCUUUGAUGCGGAGCGCAGACGAAGCCAAGUGGCAGAGGCUUUGCAAAAAGUCCAAGAAGGUAUACCCGGAGAUUGAGUACAUCGAGUACGACGUGGAAGAGAUGGGGGAGCCGUGCUAUAUUGAGCCGCACGUGGACAACAAGUCUGCGGUCACCAUGGUGGCCAUGCUCUCGCCUUCCGGGGCCUACCGCGGGGGCCGGAGCUGCUUCCGGCGCGCGGAGGGCAGCCGCGGGCACCGGGAGCUGGGCCUGGACCGGGGCGACGUGGUCUUGUUCCGUGGCGAGAAGCUGGUUCAUUGGAUCACUCCGGUUACUGAAGGCAAGCGGGUGAUCCUACAGAUCGAGUUGUCUCGAGUGUAGCUUGGACUCUACCGCUAAUGUGUCCAGGU